CAAAUGUACUGUAACUGGAAGUGAAUAAUUUUCAACAUUCCCAGGACUGCUGCAGACUGGGCAAGAAAUUGGAACCACGAGGAAGUCGCUCAGUUCAUUGAAUCUUACGGGUACGUUGUUGGGCAUUGUUUGAAUGAGUUUUGUAAAUUUCGAAGGUUGUUUCAAUACAUCAUCAUGACAAUGUGACAGGUCUAUGGCUAUCUCUCUUCUUACAGAUCCCAGCGAGCAAACCAAGUCGAUGACGUGAUACUUGAGCAACAAUCAGAACAACUGAACAAUGAAAGUAAAGAGUUGUUAAGUCUUUAUCAUAAGACCUUUGAUGAUGACAAGGUGAUUUGCGGCUUAAGAAUUUUGUGUUGUACUUGUAGCAAAGUUGUUCUAACAAGUCUGAUACAGUCAUGGUAUAACAAGAAUAUUACAAGGUUGUUCUAACAAGUCUGAUACAGUCAUGAUAUAACAAGAAUAUUACAAGGUUGUUCUAACAAGUCUGAUACAGUCAUGAUAUAACAAGAAUGUUACAAGGUUGAUGACACCUUGAUGUAACAAUAUUGUUAUAUCAUGACUGUAUCGGACUUGUUGGUACAGCAAGGUUGUUACAAGUUGUUAACAGCUUGUUUCAAACUUGUUGUGAGAUUACUUAUUAGAUAUAUUUUGGGUUCUCUGGGACCGCUCCCCAUCUAUAAAACUCUCACAUUACUGAUAUCCGAUAUGGAAUUACACAGUCCGAAAGCACAAAUCGUUAGAGCAAAGAGAUAGUUUGCGAUAUUUUCCAGAAACUAAAACAAGUGUUGUGAAAAUCAUGAGCGUGAAGGAGUUUGCAUAACUGAUACAAAAUCAUGCUGAUUUACAUAAACUUUAUCUUCAAUUUCAUUGGUUUAUCUUAAAUUGUUGAAGAUAGUACUUAUAGUAUUGUCGUUCAACAUACACGGCCUUAUUACCGAAUAAAGCCACAAUAAAGAAAUAGUGGCAAAAAAGAUUUAGUAUUAGGAUGUUAGGGUUUGUAAUCCAAGUGAGAAUAUAUACAUUUUAAGACCUAACCAGGAACGACUGCGAAAAUUGCAGCACAAGAUCCUCUGGUAGGAAUUGAACCUACGGCCCUGCGAUUCCGGUGCAGCGCUCUAACCAACUGAGCUACAGAGGCCAGCUGUUGAGCUGUAACCGUAAUUUCAUGUAUAUAUAGGUAAUCGGGUGUGCUAAUAGGUAAUAGGUAAUCGGGUGUGCUAAUAUUGAUUCCACCAAGUGAAGUGCAGAAUCUAAGUUUGGCAGAAAAUUUAGUUGUCAUGUUUUUGUACAUUUCAGGUUGAUUUAGCUUUGAUAUUUAAUCUACUGAAAUACAUAUGUGGUUCUGACACAUCCGGUAAGCACACUUUAUUUAUAUUUUACUUUGUCUCAAGGUAGACGAUUUUACUUGUAGCGAGAGAAGAAAGCGUUGAGCUUUAAUGGGUUGAGCAAGCCAUUUGCUAACCGAACCAGUAUCUGAAUGGAUUAUUGCAUCCUAACUCUCUACGAAGCAGAGGUAUGAUUGAUGCAAAAAAUGCGCUGUGGCAGUGUUUUUGACUUGCAGUUGGUAUUUCGUUCCAGGAGCUGUGCUGGUGUUUCUUCCCGGCUACGAUGAUAUCAUUACACUUAAGGAUCAAUUGAGUUCCUCGAAAGAGUUUGGAAACACCAGAAUGUGAGUGGACUCCAAGGUAGCACAAUUCAGAAGUAGUAAAGCUGUCCAGUAUAAAUAGAUAGUUUAAAUUUCCUCCUGUUGUAACAAUGGAACAAUAAGAAAUUAUUCUACUUGUCUUCUAGGAAGGACAGUUUCGGACUGAUAAACGUAUUCAGUAUGUUUGUUAAUUGAGAACAACGAUAAAUGAACAACGAUAAAUGAGUCUUGUACUGGACUCCUAGGAAGAACAGUUUAUAACUGGAUUAGGUUUCCUCCUGCAUGUAGUAACACUGGAUCGAUAAGCGAUAAUCUUUGUUCCUUACUGGGCCUCUGGGGAGAACAGUUUAGAACUGAUAGAGCUAUCCAGUAUAAAUAAAGUUAGUUUAGUUUGGAUUUCUUCCUGUAUGGUAACACUAGAUCAAUAAGGGGUGAUCCUUACUGGACUUCUAGAGAGAACAGUUUGGAACUGGUAGAGCUAUCCAGUAAAAAAUGAAGUGUAAUAGACUUGGUUUACGUGACUGAUAGUAAAUAACUGUAACUUUUCGUCCUUAUGACAAAUAUUAUUGCAUUUACCUAGGUUUCACAUAUGUUGUCUCCACUCAGCUAUGCAGCCUUCUGAGCAGAAGAAAGUAAGUCGUUCGGUUUCUUAGAGCCCAUCAUACUGUAGUUGUACAUUUUUUAAUUGUAACAUAUUGGUAUUAAAUUCAUAGUCUCUCAAAAUGUAGUUUAAUAAUUUAUUUAUUUAUUUUUAGGCCUUCCGCAAAAUGUCUGAAGGUACUAGGAAAAUUGUAAGUGCAUAAUUAUACUUCUCUCUGUGCAUCAUACAUGUAUGUAAAUUUCUAAAUUCUGAUAUUCUUUGUGUAUUUUUAAUGAUAGAUUUUGUCAACGAAUAUCGCUGAGACGAGUGUAACGAUUGAUGACGUCGUGUAUGUGAUCGACAGUGCCAAAGUUAAAGAGGUACUACUUUCGUUAAGGCCCUGUCACACUAUUGCGUAUGAGAGAAACGUAUGAGAAGCGUAUGAAAAUUAGUAUAGGUAAUCAUGCGAUGGCGAGUACAAUUAGGGAUUAAUAGUACGAGUGAUGUUUGGACAUUUUGCCAAAAUUGGACGAGCCGCCGAGGCGAGUCCAAUUUGGCAAAUUUCCAAACAUCACGAGUACCAUUAAUCCCUAAUUGUACGAGCAACAUCGCAUGAUUACUUGUUUAUUAUUAGCAUGACAAAAUUGGAUACGUACUUCUCAAUGUCAACAUCAUAUAUUCUCUCGCCAAAGGCCAGUCCUGCCAGACUUUCAACCAAAAUUUGGUGCUUUUGUUUGUAUUUUCAUUUAGUUCUUUUGUUCAAGCACAAUUUGGUGCUUUUGUUCGUAUUUUCAUCUAGUUCCUCCACGGCAAUUUCAUUUCACGCUUGUGUUUAAAAUACCUUUCCGCCAUUUUGUUUGUUUUGGGAAAAUCAUUCAUUGUACUGCAGUACAAUUAAUGAAAUAAUUGUACUCCUCUCAACCAAUCAGCAUCCAGUAAUUUUGUCAUGCUAAUAAUAAAUGAAAUAAUUUUCGUACGCACAAAAAUCCUUUGAAAUGCCAGCGUAUGAGUACCAUACAUCUGGCGUAUCUCUAGCGUAUUCAGCGUGUGCCUAGAGUAUGCUUAUCGUAUAAAGCAUACGUCCGAUACGCACAAAAUUUUUGAACACGCUCAAAAAAAUGUUCUGCCUCGCCGUAUGCCAGCGUAUGCCACCGUACGCGACCGUGCUUGAAACUUAUACAACCUAUGCCUAACAAUUAACUGUGGCCUAACGUACCCCUAGCGUAUGGCAGCGUAUACCGGCGUAUGAAUGAUAUUUUUCAUACGCUAGUACGAUACGCAAUAAUGUGACAGGGCCUUUAGAAUUCUUGUUCAUUUUGGUGAAAAAAAAAACAAACUGAUAUAGUUCAAUGUACAUCACCCAGAUUUUAUAUCAGACACACAAGCUCGUGAAGGUUAUGAAUCGUUUUAUGAUCAUUUUGUGAGGAAUCAUAUAGUAUCCACACAUACAGUAUAACACUAGAAGAUAAAUGAUCUGCAUUCCUCCGAAACCAAAGCUUAAUCUAGGCAAAAGAAGUUUUACAUUUUCUGGAACAUUACUUUACCAUACACUUCCAAAUAGAACAAAGAAUGCUACAACCUUGUCCAUCUUUAAGCAUCUUUGAUAUUGAUAUUGUAAUCAUACUUUGGAUUUUAUACGUACAUGAUUAUGGAUAAUAUUUUUAAUAAUGUAAUGGUAGGUAAAUUAGUCUUGAUUAUUGUAACUAUUUUGUUACAUGCAGAGCCCCUAUAUAUAAGUGUACCAGACAUUGUGCUGACUGAGCUACUCUGCUAAAAAAUAAAGUCUUCUAUCUUUCUUUGUACUCUUUAUGUGCUAUCAUAAUGGAAAUUAUAAAUAUUGAUAUAAAUAUUUUCUCUAGAAAUCAUUCGAUGCUCUGUCCUCCGUCUCGGCACUAGAAACAGUAUGGAUCUCGAAAGCAAGCGCUGUGCAACGCCAUGGAAGGUAUUUUUUGUUUCAUGAUUUCAAUGUCAUUUUCUUUUUGAUAUGAUGAUUGAAUCGUCUGGUAGAAAUAUACACAAUGGCUUGUCCUUAGAUGUAUUUAGUCACCUCAUAUAUUGGCUUUCUUUGUAUAUUAUGGAAGAAAAUUUUUUGUACUGAUGUACUGAUGGUAUAUUAUUUUUCUUUACUUUUCUGACAAUUCCUGUUCUCAAUUUUAAAUACGCAGUAUUCAAUUUUAUGAGGAUAGUCAAAAACAUGCCAGAACCUGAUUGAAGCAUUGCCUUGACUGUGAUGUAGCGAAUGGCGACUUCACUGGCAUACAUGAUCUCAUAUCGUGCAUGUGACAAUUUACAUUUUGUUUGUUAAAGGUUGAAACAUUCUAAUAUCUUUUUACAGUAUAUUUUCUCAUAUUUAUAAAAGAAAUGAAAAGAUUGUAGAAUUGGCAAGAACAUAUACUAUAUGCCACACCAGUCCUGUCAAUUUUAUGGCGUAUACACAAUAUUAUUUUUUUAUUAUUAUUUCAUCCAGGGCGGGACGUUGUUCUCCUGGGGUAUGUUACCAUCUUUGCAGCAGAGUUCGAUAUGACAGCUUGCAAGAUUUUCAAAUUCCAGAAUUACUACGAUUUCCAUUGCAGGUGGGAUAUGCACUGUGCUUCAACGAAUUAAUUUUGACAGGCGAGAUCUCGGUGACCGGGAUGUUUUUCCCAUAUGAACACAACUUUCCAGCUUAGCGGGAUAACUUUUCUGUCGUGCUAGCAACUUUCCAAUUCAAUUGAUCGAUGUUCAGUGCUACGUUACAGCCGGAAAAUUUACCCGGUAAGCGGGAUAACGUUUCUCCACAUGAACAGAACAAAAGUAUUUGGCCAGUCGGAAAGAUUUCUCGUUAACCGGGAUAACUUUUGCCCAUAUGAACAAAUCCUUAGAGAACGCAUACAUUUCUACAUUAAAGAUGCUUGUGAUGUUACUCUGAGUGUAUAUCCACACCGGGCAAGCUUGAAAAAUAUGCCUGACCACAGUGGGAAUCGAACCUACUGUACGAGUCACCUGAGUACAUUACACCAACACAGAAAAAAUCAUGAUUAUUAGAUUACAUUAAUAUCGAAGGAACUAGAUUCUGUUCCGAAUCUACCAGACCGCGGAACUCAGUUGGCAGAGCAUUGGGCUAGUAUUCCAAAGGUCGUAGGUUCGAUUCCCACCGUGGUCGGGCAUAUUUUUCAAGCUUGCCCGGUGUGGAUAUACACUCAGAGUAACAUCACAAGCAUCAUAAGCCACUCGGUAAUAUUUUGUUCUGUUUUAGGAGUUAUGCCUUCACACAAAGCUCCUAGCUGGACCCACGACCUCGAUAGCGGAUUUCCUUUCCCGAGCUCCAGAGCCCCCACCUUAUCUUGUGUUACGUAAUGCGGUGGAAACUCUCAAAGUAAGUUAGAUAGAAUACAGAUCCUUUUCCACUCAGGAAAAUUUUCCGCAGAAGGAGAAUUUUGUAAAAUGUGAUUGGCCGACACAAAUUUUGCAACUUGUAACGAUGAUAUUUUUGGAAAAUUUUCUGUCCGUGGAAAUUUUUCUUCAGGGGAAAUGGGUCUUAAAAGAUGAGAAACACAAAACAAUAGAAUGAUUAUUGAUGCUGCAGUGAAAUUGACGGCAUAUUCAACUCAACUCAACUCAAUUUAUUUUGCCAUAAAAAUAAAAAAUUACAAAUUUGUAAUUAGUGGCAGGCAAGGAAGCCCAAGAGAAACCAAAAGGCUUUUGUGUUUUGGGCUACCUUAUAGCAGUCUGAUAAUAUACAGCACUACAGUCUGAUAAUAUAUAGCGCUACAGUCUGAUAAUAUACAGCACUACAGUCUGAUAAUAUAUAGCACUACAGUCUGAUAAUAUACAGCACUACAGUCUGAUAAUAUAUAGCACUACAGUCUGAUAAUAUACAGCACUACAGUCUGAUAAUAUAUAGCACUACAGUCUGAUAAUAUACAGCACUACAGUCUGAUAAUAUAUAGCACUACAGUCUGAUAAUAUACAGCACUACAGUCUGAUAAUAUACAGCACUACAGUCUGAUAAUAUACAGCACUACAGUCUGAUAAUAUAUAGCACUACAGUCUGAUAAUAUAUAGCACUAUAAGCAAAACUUGCUGAACUUCAGACAUCAUUUUCUCUUAAGACAUCAUUUUCUCGUACGAUCUAAAAUCUCUUCGCUUUAGCAUAAUUUUACAGAUAAAGUACUAAACAUACUUUUUAAGUUUGUUUGCCGCUUGAGAAACGUAUCAAAAAUUUAAAAAAUGAGUAUAUAUAUAGUCAUACCAAGUGGAAAAGUAUAUUCAUUAGUUUUGAGCGUGUGUUACGUGACAUACAAAAGAUUCUCCUCUUACAUAAAACUUAUUUUAUUUCAGGCGAUGGAUGCGUUAGAUCAGUGGGAAGAUCUUACUGAUCUUGGUAAGAUUUUUCCUUGCUAAUUUUCGUAUGUUUCACUAACCUAUCAUAAUCUCAGCGUUCUCCUGCCGUAACCAAAAUCAGGGAUGCUUUGUCCUCCGUCUCGGCACUAGAAACAGCCUGCCGUAACCAAAACUCUCCUGCCGUAACCAAAACCAGCACAUGUGAUGUCGUGGUCACCAUGCUUGCUUUCAAGCUGGGAGAGCAGGGUUCAAUCCUUGGUCGGACCUCUACUCAAGCUCUUAAAAUAAUUGAGUGGGGAGAGCUACCUUUACAUUGACAUCAGUAAAUGGUUAGACUUUGCGUCUUCUCGGAUAAGGACGUUAAAUCGUAGGUACCUCGGAUCCCCUAUCAAUUGGCAAUAGCCUGUUGGGAAAUCCACUCUCUGAUGAGUGAGAAACUGAACUGAACUGAGCUGAGCUGAGUCGAACUGAACUGGACUGAACUGGACUGAACUGAACUGAACUGGACUGGACUGAACUGAACUGAACUGAACUGAACUGGACUGAACUGAACUGAACUGAACUGGACUGAACUGGACUGAACUGAACUGAACUGGACUGGACUGGACUGGACUGAACUGGACUGGACUGGACUGGACUGAACUGAGCUGGACUGGACUGAACUGAACUGAACUGAACUGAGCUGAACUGAACUGAACUGAACUGAACUGAACUGAGCUGAACUGAGCUGAAUUGAACUGAACUGAACUGAGCUGAGCUGAACUCGGGGCCGUCUGAAAUUCAGGCUACAGUGGAUCAAGAAGAGUUAGCUGGAUUUUUUGUUAUGGAAGUCGGUUUAGUUUAGGUUUCCUCCCGUAUAGUAACACUGAACCGACAAGGGAUGACGCUUAGGAUGGUAAAGCUAUUCAGUAUGAAUAAAAUGAGUUUAAUAUAAAUAUUUCUAUUUUUCCAGGUCGUCUACUGGCGGAAUUGCCUGUCGAACCUCGCCUGGGGAAGAUGAUAUUGUUCUCAAUUGUGUUGAAAUGCCUGGAUCCUGUCGUUGUGUUGGCGUGUGCCAUGGCAUACAAAGACCCCUGUAAAUAUUACACUUUUGUUGUUGAUUUGUGAUAAAAAGGAGAUAUGACGCCUUGUUUCCUAUCAUCAAACUACACAAGUAAAAACGCACAAGUUGUUACAGGUCUGCAAACAAGUUGUCACAAAUCUGUUCACAAGCUGUCGACAAGUUGUGUUCGCACUGCUUGUUCCCAGUUGUUGUAACAAGUUUUAUGGAACAAGUGUUAACAACUUGUAGCAAGCUUGAUGGCAUUAUCAGAUUUGUAGAAAAGUUGUUCUAACAAGUCUGAUACAGUCAUGAUAUACGAAGAAUGUUACAAGGUUGAUGACACAAGGUUGUAAUAAUAUUGUUAUAUCAUGACUGUAUCGGACUUGUUGGAACAACCUUGCAACAAGUCUGAUAAUAUCAACAAGUUUGUUACAAAUUGUUAACAGCUUGUUCCAAACUUGUUGACAACUUGAGACAAGCAGUGCUAACACAACUUGUUGACGGUUUGUUGGCAGUUUUACGCGUGUGUAUAACUCAGUUCCAUUGGACUAGUUAUUGCAUGUGUUUUUCGCCUCUCAGGGACAAAGUUUUAUUCCUGAAAAAAACCAGUUAUGAAUGUAAUUUUAUGUUUCUAGUCAUUCUGCCAAUUGAUUCGGCCGACAAGCAUUCCUUGGCUCAACUGAAGAAACGUUUAGUUGGACAGUCUUACAGCGAUCAACUUGUGGUCCUCAAAAUAUUUAGAGUAAGUAUUUUACUUCAAGCAAGUAGACGUAUUUGGCCAACAUUUGUAAACAACGCUCGCCAAAUGUGUUUAUUGUACAUGGAGGUAUUAAUAAAAACUCUUUCUGUGUCCCUUUAUUCGCCGAUAAAUAAAAUAUUUGAUUUCUUAGGGUUGGCAGAAAGCUCAUGGUGACGGGUGGGAUAAGAAUUACUGUAAGAAAAAUUUUCUCUCGCCUGGCACGAUGGAAAUGAUGGCGGGAAUGAGGUGAGUGUAUUGAUCUCAUUAAUAGACUGGAUAUACAUACCCAAUCUUCACUGCCCUGGACGUGUAGUAAUAGCAAAUUGAACUCAGAGGUAAUGGGCAGCCGUAAUGUGUUAGAAAGUUUCUCAGUUUGUCAGUGGAAUUUCUAUAGGAGAUGCUUUAGUGUCAAACUAUUUUUUCCAUGUUUUCGAACUUUAUUGUGUUCUACAUUAGGUCUCUUAUUCUUGGCCAACUCAAGACAAUGGGAUUUGUACGACAACGUGGCUCCAGUGACAUGAGAGAUCUCAACACGAAUUCCGGGAACUGGGCUAUCGUCAAGGUACGCAAUUAGUUUCUUGGUACAAAAUAUUUUUACCGGAAACGUUGUGUCUAAGGUACCUGGAAAAAACGUACACUGGACCUCCACUUUCGAGAUAUCUUUUCCAGGUAGUUCAGACACAAACCACCACAGCUUAUUCUAGAAUACUACCUACACUGGACCACCACGUUUGAGAUAUCUUUUUCAGGUAGUUCAGACACAAACCACGGCAGCUUAUUAUCAAAGACCUAAAAUGGAACCCUACGUUUGUUUAUUAAAACUGUUUCAUAUUUGUUUCAUUUUCAGGCUGCCUUGUGUGCUGGACUGUAUCCCAACCUAGUGUAUGUUGACAGGAAGGCCAAUAAACUUGCCACAAAGUAAGUCAUUACCAUACGUGUUAAAUAACAAUUUAAGUAGUAAAAUAUGUGUAUUCUCUCAUCUGCUCCCCCCUCCAGUUGCAACCGGCAGUUUCAAAUUCGGACUCCAUCAGCGAUCUGAACACAACUGUUUUUGGUUCAUUUAUAGAAAAGAAAAGAAAAUUCGUUUGCAUCAUUCAACAACACUAUUUACUACAGCAGAAAGUAAGAAAUCUCUGGCCAAGUCCCACGCGGCAGCCAUUGAAAAAUUGCCUGCUGAAUGGCUGUUUUAUGAAGAAAUGUCAAGGUAAGUUUAAUGGAAGAUUCGCAUGUGUAAUUAGACAAUUUGAAAACAUACUACGUGUUUGUCAUCCUAUAUUUUGUAUCAGUCUGAUAAUUAUAAUUUCGUCUUGACUGCAUUCUGGGUAGAGUUGAUUCAAAUUUAAGGCAAGGCUAUAAUUGGACCUCUAAAAUAAGCCAUGGCCAUUAUUGAACCUCUAGGGAGAACAGUCUAUACAACGAAGUAAGCUAUUUAGUCUAUCAAGUAAUCAGUAUGAAGAACCAAUAGCCAAACUUUACGUCUUUUUAGGGCAGCGUAUUUCGUUCACGUCAAAUCAUGUUCCCUUGUAUCCCCACUUACCGUGGCUCUCUUCUCGGGUCCCUGUCUAUCCUCCGACAAAAUCGACGCUCGUCCCGAGGCCACUCAUGGCAAUCGCGCGGUCACUUAUGAAGGAGUACUCAGUGAAAGCAGUGACAGCGAGAGUGAAAGUCCUGGGAACGAGGAAUCUGUAAAGAAUACUGUUCUGAUGAAGAUUCAUGAUUUCGUGCAGUUUAAUGAAAAACCUGAGGUGAGCAUUACAGAGUUAUGUUGGAGGAACACUUGUUAUCGUGGGCAGGGCUCAAAAUAAAAACAGGUCAACGAUGACCGGACAACGUACCGGCCAAAAUUGAUCGGCCACUUUUUUACCUCAUUGGUCAUUUAGACCAGCCGCAUUUUCAUGCCUUCCAAUGUGAUUGCUGACGUCUUGAAUUAAAACAUGAAACUAUAAUGUAUCGAAACAAGUUUCUAACAGUUUGUUUCAUUGUUAGUGUAAGCGUAUCAGCGACCUGUCAAAACAGACCGGUCACCACUGUGACCAGGAUUCGAUCUCUGCAAUAUGAAGUUGCUUUAAUUAUAAUCUCGCGUCAGUCACAUGCGAGAAGAGCUCCUGUACACGUGUAAAACAUCUUGUAGCAAGUCUGCCAACGAGCCGUCAACAAGUUGUUUUCGCACUGUUUGUCCCAAAUUGUCAACAAGUAAGGAACAAGCUGUUAACAACUUGUAACAAGCUUGAUGACAUUAUCAGACUUGUUACAGGGUUCUAACAAGUCUGAUACAGUCAUGAUGUAACAAGAAUGUUACAAGGUUGCAAUAUGUUAUAUUGUUAUAUCAUGACUGUAUCGAACUUGUUGGAACAACGUGUGUACACGCGUAAAAACGCACAAGUUGUUACAAGUCUGCAAACAAGUUAUUACAAAUCUGUUCACAAGCUGUCGACAAGUUGUGUUCGCACUGCUUGUUUUUAGUUUUUGUAACAAGUUUGGAACAAGCUGUUAACAACUUGUAACAAACUUGAUGGCAUUAUCAGACUUGUUACAAGGUUGUUGUAACAAGUCUGAUACAGUCAUGAUAUAACAAGAAUGUUACAAGGUUGACGACACAAGGUUGUAACAAUAUCGUUAUAUCAUGACUGUAUCGGACUUGUUGGAACAAUCUUGCAACAAGUCUGAUAGUAUUAACAGGGUUGUUAGAAGUUGUUAACAGCUUGUUCCAAACUUGUUGACAACUUGGGACAAGCAGUGCGAAUACAACUUGUUGACGGCUUGUUGGCAGACUUGCUACAAGAUGUGAGAGUUUUACGCGUGUAGCUGUCUCAAUUUGAUUCUGGAGUUAUCCAGUACAAAUAUAGUUCAUUGUAGCAAGGUGGAUUUAGACAUUCGUGAUAUUGAGCUUCAAAGUAAACAUGCAGCCCAACAAAAGACUAUAGUUCUAAGGUCUUUACAGUAUUUAUUUAUAAAUCUUGUUUUCAGCUGGUUCUGUUGGUGCAAUAUUUGCGUCACAAGUUGCAGGCUCUUGUUGUUCGAAGACUCAAGUCUCCGUCCCGGCCUUUAUCACAAGUCGAUGAGGUACAAAUUUGUUUGUCCAUUCCUAUUUCUGCUUUUCGUUUAGUUUAACGUAUUCGUUCCUACCGCUAUGAGGACAUAAUUAUGACUGAUACAAUAGAAAUACUAUAAAUACAGUCACAAUCUGGUGAUCGGAUGUUGCAUUGUCUUUUCAUUGUUUUAAAACUCCUAUUGUUCUCCAUGCCAUCCGACACUCGUUGUUUUGACAUAUUUGUGACGUUAUUUAAAAGGUUUAUAGCGACUGCUUGUGUCAUUAUUUAGACUGUGCUGAGAACAAUUGUAAAUGUUUUGACCAUACAAGAGGAAGCUUUGGGUAUAGAUCAACAAUUUCAGAGGACACAGCGAACUUGGAAGACUGGUAUUUUU
Molecule: messenger RNA, 11758 nt
Organism: Paramuricea clavata
Lineage: Eukaryota; Metazoa; Cnidaria; Anthozoa; Malacalcyonacea; Plexauridae
Source: the annotation of a GenBank genome assembly